This is a messenger RNA of Anolis carolinensis (green anole), 6465 nucleotides long. It is a transcript of the gene sphk1, whose product is annotated as sphingosine kinase 1. The record is from RefSeq and is a predicted model, not a curated record. Gene Ontology annotation, biological process: sphingosine biosynthetic process; negative regulation of apoptotic process; cellular response to growth factor stimulus. Lineage: Eukaryota; Metazoa; Chordata; Lepidosauria; Squamata; Anolidae. Bases 16 to 2031 code for a protein of 671 amino acids. Gene Ontology annotation, cellular component: intracellular membrane-bounded organelle; membrane; cytoplasm. The transcript is spliced from 5 exons.
GCGGGGCCCCUAAUUAUGACACGGGAGGCGCCCGUGAGUGACGGCCCUCGCUCCCUGGCUCCCUCCCUCUUGCUUUUGCCCCGGGCGGGGCCCUGGGGGCCGCCCUGCCCUGCCCUGCCCAUCCCUGACCCCGGAGCCGCCCCGAGGAGCCCCUGCGCUUCCCGGGAGCGGCCUGCCCGCGGCAGCAAAGAGCCGGCGCCUCCACGGGGGGCUCCUCCGCCCCCAGCGCCGCCUCCGCUCCCCUCCCCUCCCCUGCCUUCCCUUCCCCUCCGCUCCGCUCCGCCGCCUCCUUCAGUGCCGAGCCGGACGGAGACCGGAGCGCUCCUCCUGCCUCCUCCUCCUCUCUCUCUCUCUCCUGAAGUCCAUGAAGCCGCGGCCAUGGAGCGCAGGGCAAGCGCCGCUCCUUGCGAGGAAGGAGAAGACAGCGAGGAAGUUUUGCUCUCGGGGGUCUUCUCGCUCGCGCCGGACCCGCAGCCCAACUACGCCCUGAGCCUCACCAAGGACGCCCAGCUCCGCGUGCGAAGGCUGGACGGACCCGCCGGCGGCGGCAGUAGCAGCAGCAGCAGUAGCGGUACUACCUCUUCGUCCUCGUGGAGCGUGUGCCUGUCGGAGUGCGUGGGCUGCCAGGCGGUGCAGAGCCCCGGCGCCCCGCAGCCGCCCCCGGCCGCCUUCUUCACGCUCUUCCUCUACCCGGCCAGGAAGGGCUGCUGCUGGUGGGACGCCUCCACCUCGCGGCAACGCCUCGUGCGCACCUUCGGCGCCUGCGUCUCCCGCGAGCCCGCCGAGAACCGGCGCCUGGCCGAGACCUGGGCCCGCGAGAUCCGGCGCCUGGCCGCCCCCAGGCCGCCCCCGAGACCAGGAGUAACAUAUGGCCUCCUCCCUCGACCCUGUCGAGUGAUGGUUCUGCUGAAUCCACAGAGCGGAUCAGGCCGGGCUCCAUGCCUGUUCAGAUGCCAUGUCCAGCCAAUGCUGAAGGAAGCCAACAUUGGAUUUGACCUGUUUGUAACUGAGAGGCGCAACUAUGCUUGGGAUAUGGUGAAAGAGAAAGACUUGUCCAGGUGGGAUGCCUUGGUGGUGAUGGCUGGAGAUGGCUUACUGUAUGAGGUGAUCAAUGGACUGAUGGAGCGUCCUGACUGGAAGUCUGUGAUCCAGAAGCCUCUUUGUAUCCUCCCAGGAGGCUCUGGGAAUGCCCUGGCAGCUUCUCUAAAUCAUUAUGUGGGCAAGGGCAGCUUUGCCAAAGAAGAUCUGCUAAUGAACUGCACAUACUUUCUAUGCAAAGGCCUGUAUGCUCCUAUGGACUUGGUGUCCCUACGCACAGCUUCAGGGAAGCACCUCUUCUCCUUCCUUAGCUUUGGCUGGGGUUUCGUCUCUGAUGUGGACAUUGCCAGUGAAAGAUAUCGUAAACUAGGAAGUAUCCGCUUCACUGUGGGCACAUUCCAGCUUCUGGCCUCACUCCAGGUUUACAAGGGCCGCAUUUCAUACCUGCCGGCUGAAGAUCAAAGCUUCACCUCAGACUCCUCAUUUCCUCCUGGAGCACAGAAUGACACAUCAGCUCAGGAUGCAGCCCAGAUGCUUUCCAACAACAUCCUGUCCCCAAGCGUGCCUGCCCUCCCUAGCCAGGACUCUGUGCUUGAGGACUCCCUGUUGGUACCUUUGGAGCAACCGGUUCCUCAGCACUGGACUGUAGCACCUCAGGAGGAGUUUGUCUCCAUCAUAGCUAUCUUUCAGUCGCACCUGGGAGCAGACCUCCUUCUAGCCCCUUCAGCCAAGCUGUAUGAUGAUGCAAUUCACCUUUUCUAUUUGACUGCUGGCGUCUCCAGGAUGGCCAUGAUCAAGUUCUUCAUGGCCAUGGACAAAGGAACACACCUGUCUCUCAACAACCCCCACCUCCACUAUGUGCCUGUGAAAGCUUUUCGGGUAGAGCCCUUCGAGUCCAAGGGCGUCAUGACAGUGGAUGGUGAAGUGUUGGCAUGUGAACCCGUACAAGGCCAAAUUCAUAGACAACUUGCACGUAUCAUCACAGGCUCCUGAGAGACCUGAAGCCUUCAGAGAAAGUAGCAAUAAUUCUGGGCACAAAGGACUCAUGUAAGCAUGGGGCAGGAUGAGAAGAUUUCACUGGUGCUCUACCUGGUCAAGACAACAUCAACUGAUCAUUCUCAGGGUGAAUGGAGUUUUAGAGCAGCUACAUAGUAAUUACAAUAAGGAAGCCUGUUUUGUGUUGGCAGACUAUGUUCUCUCUCCAGUGCUGUGCAGUAGUAAAGUUAGCUUUACAGUCUUCCUGCUCUGCAUAGCCCUAGAGGGAGAGAAAGUAGGUCUCCAAAUUAAACCAAAGCCAGCUCUACUGCAAAGCUGUUUUGCCCUUCCCAAGAUCAAACCCUUCAUACAAAGCAGCUGAAGCAGAGGGCAUGACAUCAUCUUAAUGCAGUGUUUAGAUAAAAAUGGCUCAGUCCCAUGCCACGUUGGGGACCACUUUAAGCCUCUCAUUUUGUAGGGUUUUUUUUAAUUAUAAAAAACUAUUACUAAAGUUGUAUGAAGUGAUAAAUUAUAUUCUUAUGGAGAAAUUAAAUAAAGAUGCAGCUUCUUCAAAAAAGCAAGCAAGCAGUGAAACAAAUCAAAAAUGGAUUUCAGUUCAGAAUGGUGCCAACAACUCUGGUAUUUGUUAAGACUGAGGCUGUCUCUUUUCUCUUCAGAGAACAAGUAGCUCCUGGGAUGGUUGUAUAUUAUGUUGCCUUCCGGAUGUAUUGGGCUGCAGCUCUCACCCGCCCUACCCCAUGCAGCUGAUGUGAAGAAUGCUGGGCUUUCCAGUUUGGCAACAUCUGGAAGACUGCUCAAUUCCCACCCUUGUCUUAGAAUGCCAUUCAGUCCACAUGUCUCCUCCCAUUGCAGCUAUGACAUCCUAAUUGAUACCAUACCCUUUUGAUUUUCUGACAUAAGGGGUUCAUCAGCAAACUGAGUAGUUAAUUGGUUACUUUUGAUCCAGAAAAUUAGAAGAUGGGUUUACAUACUCUCCAGCAGUUACAUACCUCCAAUUUGUUUUAUAAUUAAAGUUGUCACCUACAUAUGUUUAGAUUCCUUGACUGCCCUAGGGGACAAGUCAACACCUGCAGCAUCUAUAUGCUAAUGACAGUGCAAGGUAACCUAUCUGACAGCUUUCCAGCACUGCCAAAAAUGGUGGGGAGGAAUUGUGGCGGUCUUACCACAUUUGUUAUGUGCUUGAGAAAUAUACACUGUGAAUUUUGCCCAAAGGUCUUGUGAAAAAUGAUGCAGUUUGUUAGGGGAGACAACUUUAGCUCCAACCAAGGUGCACACCAAGAUUCUAUGUAACAUGUCCAAUAUUAUCCUAAAGGUGAGAGGUUCAAAAGUAAUUUAUUAAGAUUUGUUUAGUUCAGAAAACAAAGGCUUCAGCAAUACAGCUGUUUUCAGUUUUAAAGCCACCCAACAUGACCACAGCAUUUAUUGAUAGCCUUUCGAAUACAUUAGUAGAUUUUAUAUGUAUGUAAAGUGGAUUAAGGGAAUGUGAUAACUUGAGCUAACACUUCGAUGAGGUGGAUUACCAACUUUUCUUUAAUAUGUCUCUGCCUCCUAACACAACACUAGUGGGCUUUUGGGGAAAUGAAAGGGUUCACAUGCAGAGCUAUGAGGAUUGCUAGCAGCAAGGUUAUUGAAUAAGUUCAAGGGCUGCAGCCAUCCUAUCCCUACUGAAACACAGACCUCCUCACAUAGCAUGUUCUGCAAGAGAAUGAAGUAGGCACUUUCAUAGCACACAGAAAAGUCUGGGCUGCCAGCUCCUAAGUGUCAGGAUCAAAUUGAUGGCACUGAUACAGAGCAAUACUGUUUUCCUACCAUGAGAACUAGAUGCAAGUUUAAGAAGACGACUACAUUACUUUAAGAUUCUUAUUUUUAUUAUUCCACUAGCUUUAUGGAGAUAUUGCAAUAGUCUCACUUUGUGCAGACAGAGAUUAAGCUGUAUGUACAGUAUACACAUAAUGGAUUUUGAGUUGCAAUUUACUAAGGACCAGCACUUGCUUUUGACUGCAGAUAGAAAGCCUUCAAGAGGGUUACAAAAGUGUUGAGAUUUCUCAUAUGGCUCCUACAUGCUCUUCAAAAUAUGAGCUAACUAGACUUCUUAACAACAGUAUUGCCUAUAAAAUACAUAUUACAGAAGUCUUUAGAGUUUGGUAAGCUAAAAUUAGUGUAGACUGAUGCCCUUAAAGUGAUGGUCCAAGCUUGGAAGCCUGUGCAUCAUAUAUAACACAAAAUAGAGUUGUUGAAGUGUAAAAGAACCUAGGAAUACACCUUCCAGAAAGAACAACUCUACAGGCAGUGAUACAUGGAGGUGGUGAUGUGGAGUCCAGAUGUACCUCUCAGUGCAUGUAAAAAUAAAUUUUAAAAACGACAAAGCAAAAAGGGGAACAGGGACCAGUGGCACCUUAACACCUGACUUAUCACAGGAUGUGUGUGUGUGCCUUCAAGUGUCCUGUCCAUUUAUGGUGACCCUAUACAUUUCAUAAGGCUCUCCUUGGCAAGGAAUACUCGGGUGGUUUGUCCAGUUCUUUCCUUUGAGAAUACAACUUACAGCACUUAUUUUUGUUGGUGCUCUUAUCCAAGUACUAACAAGAGCUGAUCCUGCUUAGCCUAAGGGGACCAGAUGGGAUCUGGUGCCCUUAGGGGUUUUUUAGGCUGCUCAAGGCAUGACUUUUCAUCAAUUUCAGUCGACUUCUGCUUUUUAAGUACAGUACACAGCUGUGCAGGUAGGAUGAGUGUAAUUCGAUAUAGAAAGAUACGAACUCCGAUACUGGCCGUAAACCGUCAAAGGCCUAUUUAACAAAGAAAAAGGCAGACCAACUGGGCAGUGCACACAGAUUGGUGGAGCUCUCAGAUGUAUGCUUCUGAAGGAUAGCAGAAAGCAGGGGAAUCGAUGGCUCUUACAUCUCCUAUCACUCACAACCCAAACAGCCAACCAGCAAAAUGUGAGUUGUACAGCUGCACCUGGAGCACCACUGCCCUUUCAACCUGAGAAUGGAGCUUGCUCUACCUCCCUUUUCAUUGUGCUGUGAAGAACACCCUCAUUUACCCCUGGAAAUACAAACAAACACGGAGUCAGACUAUUUUUUUCUAGGGGCUUUUUGAAAGAAGGGUCAGCUGAGAGUAAUGCAGUUGUUUUCCAAAGAACAAGACGAUCACAUGAGAACUUUAAAGUGAUUAAUAUCACAAAGUGUUGAGUUGCAAGAGGAAUGGAGCAAUCCAAUUGGCAUGUCUGGUUCUUUUUUGAAAAAAGGAUUUAAGUUCCAGACUACUGAUAAGGGGAUACGUUUGUGUCUAGUCUUUAGCAUUGAAAACUCAUGAUUGAAAUGCUUCUCCAUAGCUAUUUACACAGUUGAGAGGUAGUUGGCCUUAAUUUCCUUUUUGUUCCCUCUCCUUUUAAGACCCUUUUGCAUUGCCAUAUAAUUCAGAUUACCAAAGAAAAUAAUCUAUAUUAUCUGCUUUGAACUGGAUUAUAUGAUAUAUGAGUCUAUACUGUCAUAUAAUCCAGUUCAAAUCAGACAAUCUGGAUUUUAUAUGGUAGUGUAGAAGGGGCCUAAGAGAUCAGAAAUAAGCCAAUCUCACAUGUGUAACCUACAAUGUCCUGGUUUAAUUUCAGUUAGAAAUGUUGAAUGUAGUCAGCUGUCUUUAUUCAUGGAUUUUGCAUCCACAAAGUCAAUCACCCAUGGCUUGAAAAAUAGGAAAACAAAUCCCAGAAGUAAAACUUGAUUUUGCCAUUUUAUGUCAGGGACACAAUUUUACUACACCAUUGUAUAUUAUAGGAAUUGGGCAUAUACACAUGUUGGUAUCCACAGGUAAACCAAACCCCUGUGGAUACCAAGGGCCCACUCUACAAUUACAGAUGCUCUCACAAUUAAUAGUAUUUAACCAGCUGGUUCAGGUCUCAUAAACUUUUAUUCUGUUCUAUUUCAGGUUAGGGGAGAGAAGAUGGAUUUGAGUGUAUCAAAGAAAGUCUUAAAAUCACACAUUAGGACAUUGUGCUGAAGGGCAGUAUUUUAACAUUCCUACUGUUGGUUUCCUAGAAACCUUAUGAUUCUGGCAGAUUCAAGGAGCUGAUGUAUGAGCAUGGCUAUUUGUACAUAGAGGACUACUGAAAAAUUCCAAGAGGCAUGAUCUUUAUGCAUAAAUUUAUACACAUUAAGAAACUAUCCCAUAUUUCCUUUCAAAAACCUGAUUAUAGGAGGAGGGGGAUACACAAACUGGUCAACUAAUACUGCAGCUAAGAGGAGCCAAUUAACCCAGGCUCUGUCUCAGUCACCAAAAUGCUUCUGGGGGCUUGGAUAGUAGCAAAGGGGCACAACACUGAAAUGGACAGGUCACAAGGACAACUGAAACAAUCAGUACAUGUAAAAGUAUCAAGGAAGAGAUGUCAAGGGAAAAGCUUCCCUGUGGACUGCUCACAAAUGAUAGGGGUGAUUUGUA